Syngnathus acus (greater pipefish) is the source of this 1185-nucleotide messenger RNA. It is a transcript of the gene cabp4, whose product is annotated as calcium binding protein 4. The coding region runs from base 1 to 759 and encodes 252 amino acids. The transcript is spliced from 8 exons. The record is from RefSeq and is a predicted model, not a curated record. Gene Ontology annotation, molecular function: calcium ion binding. NCBI's taxonomy places the organism in Eukaryota, Metazoa, Chordata, Actinopteri, Syngnathiformes, Syngnathidae.
AUGUCUUCAAAAAGUGUAAAGGGAGGACCAGAAAGUCGACCAUCAGCUGCAGCCAGCAUGUCCCCUCGAGGGGGGCGGGGUCCAGCAGCCGGCAGAUCUCCAACCACUGGCAGAUUUAAAAACAAGGCUCUUCAGCUCAGCCUCUCCAAGAAAUUCUGUUCAAAGUCUCCCGCGACUCAAAAAAAGAGCAACGCCAAUGGUGAAGGGGAAAGUCGUCGACGCAGCAAACGGAGUCUCAGCAACAGCUCGGCGGUGGCUGCUGCCUACGUCGCCUACCUCAAUAAACUUUUUGGACAGGAGCGAGAGUUAAUGCCCCUGGAGUUAGAUGAGUUGCGAGAGGCCUUCAAGGAGUUUGACUAUGAUGCGGAUGGAUUCAUACAUUACAAAGACAUUGCUGACUGCAUGAGGACUAUGGGCUACAUGCCUACGGAGAUGGAACUGAUCGAGAUCAUCCAGCAGAUCAAGAUGAGAUGGGGUGGCCACGUGGACUUUGAUGACUUCUGUCAGUUAAUGGGCCCGAGGAUGCUGGCUGAGACAGCUCACAUGGUUGGGCUCAAGGAGCUCCGCUGCGCCUUCAAACAGUUUGACUGUAAUGGGGAUGGAAAGAUCACGCUUGAAGAGCUGAAGGAUGGGAUGAAGACCCUGCUUGGUGAGAAGCUGAAGAAAGGCGAGCUAGAGGAAAUUCUCGGUGACAUUGACCUAAACAAAGAUGGCAACAUCGACUUUGAUGAGUUCAUGAUGAUGCUCUCUGCUCGGUGAUCUCUGAUGGAGGGUGAGGCCGGCACCACAAUCACUCUGCUCCUCUGAGUUACUUCUUUCUGUCCCGUGACGUUUUGCUUUCAAAAUAAAGAGGCAGUUAGUGCAAUGUGAGUUAUAAAGCACAGUAAUAGUAAAACAUUGGUGCUGCUUUGUCGUCCCCUUGUGGCAGCAAAGGGUACACGUUCAUGCAAUAAAGAGGGGAUAAGUCAUUUCAGUCCAUGACAAAUAAGGAUUUUUUUUUCUCCCUCCCAGGGCUGAAGGGGUAAACUUGACUGAUACAAGUGUUUUAUAAAUAUUUAUCUCAAAUAAGAUGCUGGAAUGGCUUAACUGGGGCUAUGCAUAUGGAUUUCUGACGGGACUAUGAGCCCCAGGGGAGAACCAGCGUGAGGAUGCGAAGGCCUAGAUAGGCACGCUUAGUUACUGUUG